AUGGGAACAGAAGAACGUCUAGUUAUAAUGGCACCAGAUCAAGAUUCAGUGUUAGAACCAGUUUUGUCCCCACGACCAGAAGUUGCUGAAAUAUCAUCUCGUACAAAUGUGGCGAAAACGUCGGUGACGAUUGACGGAAUUAAACACGGGAUUGAAAGUGGUAUGGUCAAAGAGAAAAUGUGGCAUGAGAAACUUGUAACAUACGAAUCAAUGAACGAAUGUUCGCAUCCAGAAAUCAUUUGUAUUCAACCGACACUUGCUAUUCUAAAACUGAAAAACUUUGGAAUUGAUAGUGUUGAAUUAUUUGAAUGGCUUGAACCAUCGCCACUAGGCAGGAUUCGUGAAGCUCAUCAAACUCUGAUUUGGCUAAAAGCUCUAAAUGACAACAAUAGUUUAACAGAUCUCAGUCGAAAUAUGUCUCAUCUCGGUGUUGAUCCUAAAUGA
Messenger RNA from Didymodactylos carnosus, 444 nucleotides. The record is from the annotation of a GenBank genome assembly. Lineage: Eukaryota; Metazoa; Rotifera; Eurotatoria; Philodinida; Philodinidae.